Molecule: messenger RNA, 771 nt
Organism: Xiphias gladius (swordfish)
Lineage: Eukaryota; Metazoa; Chordata; Actinopteri; Istiophoriformes; Xiphiidae
Product: E3 ubiquitin-protein ligase rnf152-B
Exons: 1
Coding region: 1-771 (256 amino acids)
Biological process (GO): protein ubiquitination
Molecular function (GO): ubiquitin protein ligase activity
Source: RefSeq, a predicted model, not a curated record
AUGGCGAAAGAUGACAUGGCAGAGGUAGAUCUGGCAUCAAACGGAGCGGAACCCCCCGGCGAGGCCUCCGCGGCGUUUCCCUACGAGGAGUACGAGUGCAAAAUCUGCUACAAUUAUUUCGACCUUGACCGGCGGGCUCCUAAGAUCCUAGAGUGCCUGCACACGUUUUGCGAGGAGUGCCUGAACACGCUUCACCUCCGGGAGGAGCGGCCAUGGCGCAUCAGCUGCCCCGUCUGUCGCCACCGGACCCCGGUGCCGGAUUAUCGGAUACAAAACCUGCCCAACAACACCAAGGUGACGGAGGAUUUUCCGCUCUACAUCGACUCGGACCCCCUGCCUCAGGACGCUCUGCCGCCGUACCCUCCACCGCUGCACCCAGCCCUCGUCGCCCUCCGCCGGGAGGAGGCGUCGGGGACGUCCAGCACCAGCCAGGCGACCCCGUCCACCACCGUGUCCACGGCCACGACCCUCUCCCAAGACUCGGUGCGCUACGACAGCUGUCAGAGCUGCAAGAGAGUAGCUCUGACCACCGGCUGCGUCUGCGUGAUCUUCUCCUUUCUCUCCAUGCUGGUGUUGCUGUUCAUGGGCCUGAUCUUUGUGCACAGUCACAGCAUUCCUCCCUCGCCGGCGGGACCCAUUUGCCUGUCGGUGGCCAGCAUCCUGGCCAUGUUCUCGGUGGUCGUCACAUGGCUCAUCUGCUGGCUCAAAUACAGACCGGACCAUGAGACAGGCCGCUCGUCCGCCACCAGUAACUCCCGGAGAAACGCCUGA